Messenger RNA from Phycomyces blakesleeanus NRRL 1555(-), 711 nucleotides. RefSeq lists its product as hypothetical. NCBI's taxonomy places the organism in Eukaryota, Fungi, Mucoromycota, Mucoromycetes, Mucorales, Phycomycetaceae. The record is from RefSeq and is a predicted model, not a curated record. The transcript has 4 exons. The coding region runs from base 1 to 711 and encodes 236 amino acids.
AUGUCCGCAAACGACAAUUACAAGCACAAACUGGAGUACAUGGAAUUAUCCAAUUUGAAGACUCCUUGUAUGAUCUUCAAAGAUACAUACGUAUCAGGAAUCAAGAACCUUGAAGUUUUUCACGAUUGUAUUCCCCACCUCCGCCACUUUUCAUUCGAUACAAGAAUGACCAACCUUGCUGAGGCAGGCGUGAAACUUAUAACAAAAGCAGUUCCAGCAAAUAUAAGCCCAGGCGAUAGAAUAUUUGAUACCAUGAAAGAACUUAUAGGUGUAUGCUCUAAAACUAUUGAAUACAGUCAAUUCACUAAAACGGGGUAUCGUGAUAAACAGUUUGAACAACUUUGUUUAUUUACUGGAAGUGUCUAUAUUGGCUCAGAAGCAAUGCAAUUGUUCAACCCGUACGGACUACGGCUACUUACCUUGACUGAAAUGCAUAUCGAUUCUGAUACAUUGAUAUAUAUCUCUGCUAGAUGUGAGUCACUAAGCCAUGUGGUCAUGGACAGAUUGACGGUACUCGGAACAAUCUCUGCAAACAAAGGAACUCUCUUGAUCGACAUGUCCAGCGCCAGACUUGCGGAACUGCGAUUCAGUCAUAUACGCUUCAUACCCCCUGGUGAAAUUGACUUGUUGAAACCGGCGCGACUUAUUGCAUCUUAUCCUCGAACAAUUGAUAGCGAUGAACACAUCAAUCAAUCAUCUACCCGUAUUUAA